AUGGCCCACAGCAAAGAUUCCGAAGCGGAACCUCGAGUUUUCGCCUUCGCCCGGGUCGCUUCCGCGGUCCUGACACACGUUGUCGGCAUAACGCUCACCGGCUUCGUCGCUGUUCUGGCUCGCCCUGGUACAAGUUGGUUUUCCUGGCAUCCAUUUUUCAUGACCCUCGCGUUCUCCUUCUUCAUGACAGAAGCCAUCCUCCUCUUCUCGCCCCACGGCUCCCCCCUGCGGAAGUUUUCCCACAAGGUGAAAGGUCGCGUUCACUGGCUGCUGCAGGUCGCCAGCGUGACCUGCGCGGCCCUCGGCCUGGCGGCCAUCUUUUACAACAAGCACCUGCACGGCAAGCCGCACUUUGCCUCCUGGCACGGUCUGCUGGGCGUCGUCACGGUGUGCGCGGCGGCGGUCCAGUCGCUGGGCGCUGUGCCCCUCAUCUAUCACUCUCUGGCCAAAGGCUGGUCUCUGGCCAAGCUCAAGAGGUACCACGCGGCGUCGGGGCUGGUCACGUACCUGCUCGGCAGCGUCAGCCUGCUUCUCGGCCUGACUUCCAAGUGGUUCACUGGGUCGGUCAGCGAUGCCGGUUGGUACCUGGCGGCGCUCUGUCCCGCUCUUAGUGCGCUCAUCAUCAUGAAUCAAGUCACCAGUGCUUAUGUGGCAAAGAAACGCUUGCAGUCCUAAUUGCCAUCAAUUAUAAACACAUUAGUGUGUUCAUGUGCUGAUGUUGAUAUAUGUAAUGUACUAUUAGCACAUUACUUACAUAUGAUGUACAAACUACAUACGUUAUAAAAGUACAUAUUGUGUACUUUAAUUUAUUUUUAAAUGAUGGCUUUUUACAUUUGAAAACAUCUGUACUUUCUACUCCUUUGUUAAAACGGGCUGAUUCUCUAGUUUUUCCCAACCUCAGUGGAUGACAACUGUGUCAAAAAGAUAAAUAGAAAGAAUUAAAGACAGUUGGAGUUGAAAUCUCGAUUGAGUGAUUUUGAUCUUGGGGAUUUCAUAAUUGCAAGCUAUUCCCCAUCCAUGGUUUUAUUUUAGCAAAUUGAUGCUAUUGGUGGGCGGGACGGUGGGUUUCCUGGAAACCAUUGGCCUCAUAGUUCUGAGGUGCUGGGUUCAAUCCCGGACCCGCUUGAAUGGAGUUUGCAUGUUCUCCCUGCGCCUGCGUGGCCGGGCUCUCCCCUUUCCUCCCACUUCCCAAAAUGCAACAUGCAAUAUUAAUUGGACAAUCUAAAUUGCCCCUAGGUGUGAUUGUGAGUGCAGCUGUUUGUCUCGAUGUGCCCUGCGAUUGGCUGGCAACCAGUUCAUGGUGUAGCCCGCCUCCUGACCGUUGACAGCUGGGAUAGGCUCCAGCACUCCCGCAACCCUUUGAGGAUAAGCAGCUAAGAAAAUGGAUGAAUGGAUGCUAUUGGUUUAGAAUGAUUUGUAGUGAAUGUGAAAAACAAGCUUAACCUGUUCAUAAAUUAUAAAUGGAAAAAACUACAACUAAGUACUGUAGAUUUUAUUCAGUAACCAUUAGCUAAUCUAGCAUUUUUUUCAGGGAGUUCACAAUGUUAGCAAAACGAUGUGAAUACGCUUUGAUAGCAUAAAAGCUGUAUCCAAUUGUAGCGAACUGUUGGUUUGAAAAACGUUUUUUCCUUGUGUCAAGUUAUAAAAAACAAGUAUUUUAUAUAAUUGACUAAGAGUCCACUUUUACUUUUGUACUUUGACUUUUAGCGUACUUUACCUUUUAUUCAAGAAUCAGUUUUUCUACUUUUGUCAUUUUUUUCACACCACUUUGACUUAAGUGCAGUACUUGAGUACUUUUGCCACCCCUGAUCCUAAUGAAGACUGCAAAAUGUAUUAAUAACAAUGUUGUUACUGAUACGUGUGCGGGGAUUGUUCUGCACACAAGCCCAUUUAUCUGCUGUAUUUACACAGGUAUUUUAUUUCAGUGUAUAGAACACACGUAUUAAUUGAUGUUUCCCAACCAUUGUUAUGUCUAAUAAUUGU
Messenger RNA from Syngnathoides biaculeatus (alligator pipefish), 1983 nucleotides. RefSeq names its product transmembrane reductase CYB561D2 (gene cyb561d2). The coding region runs from base 1 to 675 and encodes 224 amino acids. Lineage: Eukaryota; Metazoa; Chordata; Actinopteri; Syngnathiformes; Syngnathidae. The transcript is spliced from 3 exons. Gene Ontology annotation, molecular function: transmembrane monodehydroascorbate reductase activity. The record is from RefSeq and is a predicted model, not a curated record. Gene Ontology annotation, cellular component: endoplasmic reticulum.